GUACCUUUCAUGAUCGCAUCAGCGACACUCACAUCAGAUGCUCUGAGAGACGUAUGCAGACUCCUUCACAUUCGAUCAGAAAAUCUCGUCACCAUCCACAUCUCCACCGAUCGUCCAAACAUCAAAAUCGGAGUCCGCAAAAUCAAAUACUCCCUUGCAUCC
Molecule: messenger RNA, 162 nt
Organism: Suillus bovinus
Lineage: Eukaryota; Fungi; Basidiomycota; Agaricomycetes; Boletales; Suillaceae
Exons: 1
Source: RefSeq, a predicted model, not a curated record